UCUCAGUGCGGGCAGACGAGAGACAGGAAUCGCCACCGUGGUCUGAACUAAUUUCCUGCUCCUCACCAUGGAUAUCGGGGACUUGGGCAUCACCGGGCAGACCACCGUCAAAGAUGAAGUUGGAGAGCGUUGCCAGAAGCUAUUCCAGAGUUUCUUGGAGGAGUUCCAGGAGGAGGGAGUGGCCAAGUACGUAGAGGAGGCGCGGGAUCUUGUCAAGCCAGAGAGGAACACACUGGAGGUUUCUUUCCUGGACAUUGACAAGUUUAACCAGAAUCUCGCUACGCUCAUUGUGGAGGAGUACUACAGAGUGUACCCAUUUCUGUGCCUGACGGUCCGCAACCACGUCCGGGAUAACACAGGGCUGUCUGUGGAGAAGGAGUAUUACCUGAGCAUAGUUGACGUGCCCACCAGACACAAGGUGCGCGAACUCUCCACCCUCAAGGUCGGCACACUCAUCCGUAUCUCUGGCCAGGUGGUGCGGACUCACCCAGUACACCCUGAAUUAGUGUCGGCAACCUUCCAGUGCAUGGAGUGCCAGACGGUGGUGAGCAAGGUGGAGCAGCAGUUCAAGUACACGCAGCCUUCCAUUUGUCACAAUCCGGUGUGCAACAAUCGCAAAAACUUCGUCCUGGACACAAACAAGAGUCGCUUCGUUGAUUUCCAAAAAGUCCGCAUCCAGGAAGUGCAGGCAGAGCUUCCACGUGGCUGUAUCCCCAGGAGUGUGGAGGUGGUGGUGAGGGCAGAGGCGGUGGAUCAGGCCCAGGCCGGUGACCGCUGUGACUUCACCGGCACUCUUAUUGUAGUGCCUGACGUGGCGGCACUCAACCUCCCCGGUGCCAGGGCCGAGAGCUCUGCCAGACACAAGGGUGAGGACAGCGAGGGAGUAACGGGACUGAAGGCACUUGGUGUGAGGGACCUCAGUUACCGUCUGGCCUUCCUGGCGUGUUCUGUGGAGCCAACCAACCCCAAGUUUGGCGGCAAGGAGGUGCGUGGAGAGGAGACAACAGCGGAGAGCAUUAAGAGGCGGAUGACGGACUUGGAAUGGAACAAAGUGUAUGAGAUGGCCAAGGACAAGAACCUCUACCAAAACCUCAUCACUUCCCUCUUCCCUACCAUCUAUGGCAACGACGAGAUCAAGAGAGGGAUCUUGUUGAUGUUGUUUGGAGGAGUGCCGAAGACCACCAUUGAGGGAACCAGCCUGCGAGGAGACAUCAAUGUGUGUGUGGUGGGCGACCCUUCCACCGCCAAGUCUCAGUUCCUCAAGCAUGUAGCGGAUUUCUCGCCGCGGACAGUGUACACCUCCGGCAAGGCGUCCUCAGCAGCAGGUCUGACGGCAGCGGUGGUGAAGGAUGAGGAGUCGCACGAGUUUGUGAUUGAGGCAGGAGCGUUGAUGUUGGCGGACGGUGGUGUGUGUUGCAUUGACGAGUUUGACAAGAUGGAUCAGAGGGACCAGGUGGCCAUUCACGAAGCCAUGGAGCAGCAGACUAUAUCCAUUACUAAGGCUGGAGUCAAGGCAACCCUGAAUGCGCGGACAUCAGUGCUGGCCGCUGCUAACCCCAUAGGAGGCCGCUACGACCGCACCAAGUCCCUGCGGCAGAACAUCACCCUCACCAGUCCCAUCAUGUCACGCUUUGACCUCUUCUUCAUCCUGGUGGACGAGUGCAAUGAGGUGACAGACUAUGCCAUCGCCCGUCGCAUCGUUGACCUGCAUGCCUGUAUGGAGAGCAGCAUAGAGCGUGUGUACUCCCUGGAGGAGGUGCAGCGCUACAUCACCUUUGCCAGAAUGUUUAGGCCAAAGAUGAACAAGGAGGCGACGGAGUACCUGGUGGAGCAGUACCGCACCCUGAGGCAGCGGGACAGUCAGGGCGCCUCGUGUUCCUCAUGGCGCGUCACAGUCAGGCAGCUGGAGUCCAUGAUCCGCCUGUCAGAGUCCAUGGCCAGACUGCAUUGCUCUGAACAUGUGUUACCAAAGCACGUGAAGGAAGCGUUCCGACUCAUCAACAAGUCCAUCAUCCGCCUGGAUCAGCCCGACGUGCACUUGGACGGCAUGGAUGAGGAGGAGGCAGCCAUGGAGGUGGAUGAGAAUGCUGACCCCAAUGCUGGAGCAAAUGGAGAGACCGCACCAUCACAGGACAAGGAGCAGCCGGUGAAGAAGACCACCACCACCACACUUACUUAUGAAGCUUACCAGAACAUGACCACACUGCUCCUGAUGCACAUGCGAAAGGAGGAGGCAAGGUCAGAGUCACAGGAAGAGCAGGAGGCAGAGAGUGCUGGCAUGAGGAGGUCUGCUAUUGUCAACUGGUACCUUCAGGAGAUCUGCGGAGAGAUUGAGAGCGAGGCAGAGCUGGUGGAGCAGAAGAUCAUGGUGGAGAAGGUGCUGGAUCGCCUCACCUAUCAAGACUGCUUGAUAGUGCCCCUCACACAGACUGGCUUCAAGGGUGCUGACUCAGGAGGCUUGGAUGAGUCGGACCCACUGCUUGUCGUACAUCCAAACUAUACACUGGACUACUAAGGCUCUCGCUGCUGGUGUGUGUCUGCGUUCCCAGUCUGAAAGUACACAUUUAUAUUUGGUAAGGGAGUGAGUGGGUGGGUGGGAAGAUUUGGAAGUGGUAGUGAGAUAGUUUUUUUGUAAGCUGGAGAAGUAAUGUAAUUUUGAGAAGGUUCUGUUACAAAUGUUCGAGUUAAUUCGAAUUAUGUGUUUUUGGAAAGGUUUGUGGCGUGGAACAUUGCUGCUUCUGUUUCAUUCCUCAGUGUUAAAAACUCCUUCACUGUGAUACUUAACAAUGAACAGCACCAAAAGUAAUGGAUCAAAUCUUCUUAAGCAUGCAUAAAGAAAGAAUGAGAUAGGAGAGAAUGUUUUUUGCAAUUUCUAUCGAGUUUAUAGAUUCAGUGUAGCUGUAGAACAAGUAAAAAACACCUCAGUGAUAAAAAGUUCAAGAGGGGUGUACCAAAUAGCAGUCAAGGAGUUAAACUGAAGUUACUUAAAGAAUUGCAAAAGUUGAGAAGGUUCGGUUACAAAUGUUGGGGUUGAAUGAUGUGGUUUUUGAAAGGUUUGUGGCUUUGAACAUCACUACAGGUUGCCACUUUGUUAAUUCCUGUGGUGUUUGUUUGUCUGGAUGUCUAGCUGGUGGGGGGGAAAAAAAAAAAAAUGCCUUACAGAAUCACAUCAGUUAUCAUGUUUAGGUUAGAUUGAUGUGUUUGGGGCAAGAUUUAGGACCCAAAGUGGUGUGAAAGUUUGUGUACCUGUAUCAGUGUGUGGCGUGAAUGAAUGCCAUUUCUUCCUUCACAUCAUUGUAAGAAGCGAGUGCCCUGAAGGUAUGAAGUGUACAAUGUUAAGUAGCAAGUACCGGUAGUCAAGUUGACAUAUAUAAACUAUAUUCUUAAUUGUAUUUUAUAUUGCAUUUUGUUUUGAUAUAUUAAAUUUAAGUUUUUUGUAAA
Molecule: messenger RNA, 3441 nt
Organism: Portunus trituberculatus (swimming crab)
Lineage: Eukaryota; Metazoa; Arthropoda; Malacostraca; Decapoda; Portunidae
Gene: Mcm6
Product: DNA replication licensing factor MCM6-like
Exons: 16
Coding region: 68-2515 (815 amino acids)
Biological process (GO): double-strand break repair via break-induced replication; mitotic DNA replication; DNA replication initiation
Cellular component (GO): nucleus; MCM complex
Molecular function (GO): ATP binding; single-stranded DNA binding; single-stranded 3'-5' DNA helicase activity
Source: RefSeq, a predicted model, not a curated record